GUUAAAGAUCCCGGCUGCAUGGACCACGUCGCAUUGGGACAGUGAGUGACAGGCUAACUCUUGCGGAGAAUAAUUCAGUGGAAAGCCAGAAAAGAUGGCGGGUGAGAACGUACAGAUUCUUGCGGAUGGGACCGUCCACGUGAUAAUGAGCCCAACAGAGAAACUGUCCAACGGCAUUGGUGAUGUGCACUGCAACAAGCAUAACAACAAUGGAACAAUAACUUUGCCCAAUGGUAAAGUUCUUGAGAUAACUGCUGUAGAGAAUGGGAAACUCAUUGCCAAUGGUGAUGAGAAGUCCAAUAGUCUCCAAACAGAAUUCGAUGAGGCUGAUAUUUCCUGCGGAUGGGGCCCAUGCAGACCGAACUGGUUGCAAUUGUUUGCAACUAAACAGGCAUUUUUGGUCACAUUCUGUCUUACUUGGGUGCUUCAAGGGAUGUAUUAUACAUACUUCGUCUCAGUGAUAACGACGAUAGAGAAGCUCUUUCAAAUUCAAUCAAAGACAACAGGAAUCAUAAUGUCAGCAACUGAAAUUGGACAAAUCGGUUCAUCGCUUCUGCUGACAUACUACGGUGGCCAGGGACACAGGCCCAAGUGGAUUGCCUGGGGCAUGAUACUCUUCGCCGCCAGCUCCUUGACCUGCUCUAUGCCUCACUUCAUCUACGGUGAACAACUGAUAAAACAGAACGAAAAACAGUUCAGCGCUGUUGGUCCUGAUGGUCAAGGAGGUGGACCUAACUUCACUGAUCCCAUUCCAGCGAAUUUAUGCAAAUUCAACGGAACAAUUGGAGCAACAAGUUCACCACAUUCUACCACUGACGCAGCAAAAUACUGCGAGGGUGAAUUCCUGGAUGAUCAACUAAUCCAGAGUAAGAUAACAACAGUGGUACUGACAAUAUUUUUUGUCUCCCUGUUGGGCGUUGGUAUGGGACAAACUGCGGUCUACACACUCGGUAUACCAUACAUAGACGACAACGUUGCAUCCCGAGAGAGUCCUUUGUAUUUCGCCAUUACAAUAGGGGUAAGGAUUCUCGGUCCUGCUCUUGGGUUUAUCCUUGGAUCACUAUGCACGAUGCUCUACGUUGAUCUUGCUGCUGAACCGCAGAUCACACCCACUGAUCCGAGAUGGGUUGGUGCUUGGUGGCUUGGUUUAGUUUUGAUAGCUGCGAUGCUCAUGCUGGUCAGCAUUGCCAUGUUCGCCUUUCCCAGUCGAUUGCCAGCCAGUCGAUCUGCACCCAAGAUAGAGGAUUCGAAGAAACCGAGUCUCAGAGAUUUUCCGAAAGCGGUGAAGAGACUUUUGAAGAAUGACAUACUCAUGUUCAGGACUGCCAGUAGUGUACUUCACAUAUUACCUAUUGCUGGACUCUACACGUUCUUACCAAAAUACUUGGAAACUCAGUUUCGACUUCCUGCUCAUCAUGCAAAUAUGAUCUCAGGUGUGGGAGGAAUCCUCGUAAUGGGUCUGGGCAUUAUAAUCAGCGGAGUAUUCAUCCUGCGAGCAAAACCAAAUGCACGAUUUGUAGCUGCUUGGAUAGCUUUCACUGCUGUUGUCUAUGCUGUAGGAAUGGGCAUUCUUAUGUUCAUCGGUUGUCCGAUGGACGAUUUCGCUGGGCUCACAACGAACGCAGAGGGGAUUCCUGGUUUUGAGCCGACGUGCGAGCCCAGCUGUGACUGUGAUCGUUAUAAAUUCAGUCCAAUUUGUGGGGCUGAUAGAAAAACCUACUUCUCGGCCUGUCACGCUGGCUGCUCCAAUUACACUGUGACUGAUGGCAAAGUUUCUUUGUUUUCGAAUUGUCAAUGUAUUGGCCAGAACGAAACAUUUCCAGAGUUACUGAGUACAGCGAAGAUAGGUUACUGCGAACUAGAAUGCAAUAACAUCUGGGUUUACAUGAUUCUCUUCUCAGUAUUUGUUUUCAUCCAUUCGACGAGUGAAGUAGGUUCAAUGUUACUGAUACUCAGAUGUGUGGAUCCCAGGGACAAGGCCAUGGCCUUGGGGCUCAUACAAUUUGCCAUUGGAUUAUUCGGAAAUGUACCUUGCCCGAUAGUUUAUGGUGCUGUAGUGGAUUCAGCCUGUUUGGUUUGGGAGUAUGCCUGUGGGGAACGGGGAGCCUGUUGGCUUUACGACUCAAACAUAUUCAGGAUGUUCUUCCAUGGUACAACCGGUGGUAUCCUCCUCUUAGCAUUCAUAGUUGACGUAGUUGUGUGGUACAAAGCAGGAAGUAUAAAUUUUGUCGACGACCAAACGGGUGAUGAUGCCUCCGCAGAAGAAAUGACAACCCUAAAGUCACAAGACGCCCAAGCAGUCGUGAAUGACUACAGACGAAAUUCAUUUUGAAUGACGUAAAAACAGACAAAAAGAAAAUAUAUAAUUAUUUUUCCAUGAAAACUUAUGGGCGAAAGUGCAGGAGCUCGAUUCGUGUUUCGGUUAAAUCGCCGACUCAAGAAAGCAUUCAGUCAACCGGAUCGAGUGACAAUGGGGUAAUCUGAAGAGAAAAUUCUCAUUUGGGAGAAUAAAUGGAAUACCACAUCGACUAUUCAACUGCGUUAUUACAGUGAAUUUUUAGGGAGUAAUCUUAGGAGUAAGAGUUGCCAUAGUGAGUGUGUAGUUGGGUAAUUAUGUGGAAACACAAGCGGAUUUUUAUUUCAUCGAACGAAGGAAAGGUAGUGGGAUUUAAUGUUGCUUUGAAAUUCACCUAUUAGGUAUUUUUUUUGUUACUGAAGGAAAACAAAAAUGAGGAAUUAAGGAUGUUUAUCCUAAUCCCCAAUCUAGCAAGAAUUAUUUUAAAGACUAGGGGACUCUGCCCCGUGCUCGCUCCGCUCACCAACGCCCGUAUGAUCCACAUAUGACCUCCAUAAUCCUUAAACUGACCCUUGUGACCCUUAAUCCGACCCUCGUGACCCUUAAUCUGAUCCUCGUGACCAUUAUGACCUUUAAUCUGACUCUCGUGACUCUUAUAACUCUUAAUCUGACUCCUGUGACCGUUAAUCCGACCCUCGUGACCCUUAUUCUGACCCUUGCGGCUCUUAU
Messenger RNA from Diachasma alloeum, 3025 nucleotides. It is a transcript of the gene Oatp74D, whose product is annotated as solute carrier organic anion transporter family member 3A1. The transcript is spliced from 12 exons. The coding region runs from base 95 to 2332 and encodes 745 amino acids. NCBI's taxonomy places the organism in Eukaryota, Metazoa, Arthropoda, Insecta, Hymenoptera, Braconidae. The record is from RefSeq and is a predicted model, not a curated record. Gene Ontology annotation, cellular component: membrane. Gene Ontology annotation, biological process: transmembrane transport; sodium-independent organic anion transport. Gene Ontology annotation, molecular function: protein binding.